AUGGCUCUUCCGUUCAAGGCAUGCAAGGACGUGAAAAGUGAUUAUUCGCACGGCCAGCAGGUCAAUGAGCUUAGUAUUUUCAACAAGCCAAGUGUUGUUAUUUACAGGGCUACGCCCUCACAAAAGGGCAGAAUAGCAGCUUUUCUGGUAAAAUCUGGCAGAAGUACCCUAAGUAUCGGCGACGGAAACAACGAUGUAGCCAUGCUUAAGGAUUCACAUGUGGGUGUUGGGAUUAUGGGAAAGGAAGGCACACAAGCAGCUUUAUCUGCUGAUUUUGCAAUUCCACAGUUUAGAAAUCUUAAAAACCUUAUACUUAUUCAUGGAAGAUACAGCUUUCUUAGAUACACUAAGAUUGCACUCAACUCGUAUUACAAAAACAUCGUUUUUAUCGUUGCGCAGUUCAUGUACAAUCUCUACUCAGGCGCCUCUGCAUCGCCCCUCUAUAACUCAUUUACCCUCAACUACUAUAAUCUAUUCUUUACUUCGAUGAUCCCCUUUUCAGUCGUUCUUUUUGAUCGUGAUGUAACUCCCUCGUUUGCACUUAACCAGCCUUCUAGCUAUAGACACAUUAGGAAUCACUUUGACAAGAUUUUCAUUGUUCUAAAUAUAUUUUUUGCAGUUUUUGAAGCGCUUGUCGUCUUUUUUGGCAUCAGGCUGCUCACCCUGAAUGACAUAACAAACGGGUCGGGAAUUUUAGGUGCAUAUGCAAGUAUCAGCACAAUAUUCUCAAUUAUAGUUAUCUACACGGUUGUUUUGAGACAAAUCCGACAGAUUUCUUACAGGGUAUUCUUCACUGAUAUUGCCAUUGCGCUGACUAUCAUUCUAAACAUUGUUUCAAUAUUUGUAAUCCAGGAACUUUACAAUAGAAGCAACUAUACGAUAUACUAUCUACUGUCUAUGCCAUACUUUUAUUUUAUCUGCAUAUGCCUUUGCACACUGAUUUAUUCUGCCGACACAGUUUUUGAAAACGUUUGCUUGUAUUUAGAAGAUAGGCUAAAAAUGAAAAAUUAA
Messenger RNA from Vittaforma corneae ATCC 50505, 1011 nucleotides. Its product is annotated as HAD ATPase, P-type, family IC. Gene Ontology annotation, cellular component: plasma membrane. The record is from RefSeq and is a predicted model, not a curated record. Gene Ontology annotation, biological process: phospholipid translocation. Gene Ontology annotation, molecular function: ATP hydrolysis activity; ATP binding; ATPase-coupled intramembrane lipid carrier activity. NCBI's taxonomy places the organism in Eukaryota, Fungi, Microsporidia, Nosematidae. The coding region runs from base 1 to 1011 and encodes 336 amino acids. The transcript has a single exon.